UAAACAUGAAGCUUGUGGUUAAUGGUAAUCAAAUUACUUUGUAAACCUUAAGCGAGACAAGUGUCAUUGUUUUUACAUUUCAUUUUACUGCUGAAAUGGUUGCUGGGUUUCUUGUAUGUAUUUUAAAGGGCAGCUCCCAGUUAGCUACCCCAUGGGGAAGGGUUAUCAAACUCCUUUUUUUUUUUUUUUUCCAUCGGCUACAUUGUAGUACAGUAAUGGCCUCGGAUGGCUGUUUUGACUGUGAGCCCGUACAAAUGUAUGGUUGGCUCGUUAUUAUGAGAAAUUGAUGGAUAACUAAUGAGUGAGCAAAAAAAAAAAACAAUUACACUUUUAAAAUGGGGAUUAGUGACAAAAAUACUAUUAAAAGUAAAGACAAAUUUUAAAUUUGGUAUGUUAGCAAGAAACCUCUCAAUGCACGAUAUGCAUAUGAUCUACUUGCGCAGGCUACAUAAAAUUAUGUGGUGGGCCUGAUUUAGCCUCCAGGCCUUGAGUCUGAUACGUGUACUUUAAGAUUUUAAUUAAAUGCACAAGGACGGAAAUUGAAUCACCAGAAAGGGAUCACUUUGGUUUUCUCAGCAUGUUGCUGAUUGGCUGCUCCAACAUCUCUCCUGGAUAGGAAAGGAAGGUUUAAACCAGUUAUCAAUUGCCUGCUUUGUAACGAGCUACAAAUUGGAAAUGAGCAUGUGCACUGAGUGGUCCCCACGCCUCAGCAUCAAUAAUUUGUAUUUCCACCUUCAUCCUGAGCUAUAGGGCUUGUUUCUUGGGGACUGCUUUUGUGGUAAAUUCAGCAGGACCAUUGUAGCUUAUACCCCUGUUUUGUAGUGUGAAUGGAAUCUAAAUCCAGUACAAUUAUGUGUUAUGCAAAGAGUCUACUGUGAUCAUGGUGGUUUGUCCUUAAGGUACUAUAGACAAAGCAACGAAGAGAAUUGCAGGGUUUACAUCGUCCAAAUAAUGGGAAGCACAGAUUCCAACAGCUGCAGAGCAAACACUGACGCGAACAUGGUGAAGAUCACUUUCCAGCCUGUCGCGGGCCAGAAAGAAGGCAAAGAGAAUGAUGGGGGCAAGAACGAAAUCCUCAUUCCCCAUCCGAUGGAGGAUGAAGAUGAGCUCGUCCUACCAUUGCGCUCCAAGAAGUCUCCUCUCAACGGGCUGUGCUGCCUGACGUUUGGUCUGGUUGUCUUCAUGGCCGGUCUGGUCCUCGCCUCCAUCUAUGUGUACCGCUACUACUUCAUACCUCACGCCCCAGAGGAGAACUUGUUCCAUUGCAAGGUGGUUUACGAGGACUCCGUGUACGCACCGCUGCGUGGGCGACAGGAACUGGCGGAGAACGUGGGCAUUUACUUGGCCGACAAUUAUGAGAAGAUCACUGUGCCCGUACCUCAUUUUGGAGGCAGCGAUCCUGCUGACAUCAUCCACGAUUUUCACAGAGGAUUGACUGCUUACCAUGACAUUGCUCUGGACAAGUGCUAUGUGAUUGAGCUCAACACCACCAUUGUUAUGCCCCCACGCAACCUUUGGGAACUGCUUAUCAACGUCAAGAAAGGAACAUACCUGCCUCAGACAUACAUAAUUCAUGAAGAGAUGGUAGUGACCGGCAAAGUGCACAACAUGCGCCAGCUGGGACCGUUCAUCUACCACCUUUGCAACGGGAAGGACACGUACCGCUUGAACCGCCGUGUCUCCCGCAGACGCAUCACCAAGCGAGAGGCGAAGGACUGCCACAGCAUUCGUCACUUUGAGAAUACGUUCGUGGUGGAGACGGUUAUCUGUGAUAAAGUGUGAGCAGGAUAGAGUGUCACCCAACCCUCACCGCCCCACCUAAGGCAUAUCCCAGUGACCACCCCAGCUACUGUAGCACCCUGUGGAUUUGAUCAUGUGCACUUUACCGUUCAUUUAAUGUCCUAUUUGCUUCUCCACCCCUCCGCGCUUAUUUGUCUCAACAGAUGAUGCCAUAAUCCGCUGCUGGUUCUCACAGGAUUUCCAUGUAGCCGAGGCUUUUGGCGUCUGUCCUUCGAGACUUCUAUGAUGGUUACUGUUGUUAGGUGAGACGACUGUCUCCAUGUUGUCAAUGUGAUUUCCCCCCCCCCGCCCCCCCUCCUUCUCUGGAAGCUUCUUACCUGUAUUUAGUAACAUGCUUAGCUGCAGAAAAUGGGAAGUUCUUCUUUUUGGCUCAUCAUGUCGCUUCUCCAUCUCUGUACUGUAAAAUCAAACUCAUGAAAUAUUUGCUUGCAUUUUUUUGGUUCUGCUCGUGCAUAUUUAAUUUUCCGGUAAAAGGAACCAUGUGAUAAAGAAGGUAUCGCUGGGCAUUAUUUGGCACAAACUUCACCACUGGAAAAAGUCAAGAGCCAUAAUUAGUUCUAAUGCCCAUAAUUUUAUAAAUGUAAUAUAUUAAAAUCAAUCCAUUUGCAAAUUAUUUAGAAUAGUACUCUGUUUCCUCCCUUGCAUGUGUUUUAGCUAUUUGAUAAACUGUUUUGUAAGAUGAAUAACGCCUUAGUCCAGACUCAAAAGACUGGACUAAUGUUAUUGCUACUAUAACAGAUGGGUGCAUAUUAUUUGAUGUUAGAGAAAUAAAAUAUCUGUAUAUAUCUGCCUAUGGGAUCUUGUCUGUGAAUAAAGUUUAAAACAUC
Molecule: messenger RNA, 2627 nt
Organism: Syngnathoides biaculeatus (alligator pipefish)
Lineage: Eukaryota; Metazoa; Chordata; Actinopteri; Syngnathiformes; Syngnathidae
Product: integral membrane protein 2C-like
Exons: 7
Coding region: 859-1782 (307 amino acids)
Biological process (GO): negative regulation of amyloid precursor protein biosynthetic process
Cellular component (GO): extracellular exosome; Golgi apparatus; plasma membrane
Molecular function (GO): amyloid-beta binding
Source: RefSeq, a predicted model, not a curated record